AUGGAUACGAAUACAACUGCAUCUGAUUUAAGUGACAGCUUUACGGCUAAGCCCACUAUUUUCCCAAAAUCUGGAUAUAGCAUUUUAGCUUUCUUAAUGUUUUUGAAUGCUGUAUUUUCUAUUUUUAAUAACUUGUUAGUUAUUAUUGUGACCAUAAAAAAUCCUCAACUUCGCAAUCCUAUCAAUAUUUUUAUACUGAAUAUGUCAUUUUCUGAUCUAAUGAUGACACUUUUCGGCACAACUAUUGUAGUCAGCACCAAUUAUUAUGGAUAUUUCUACCUUGGUACAACUUUUUGUACUUUUCAAGGAUUUGCUGUCAACUACUUUGGAAUUGUUUCACUGUGGUCUUUGACUAUCUUAGCUUAUGAGAGGUACAAUGUUGUCUGUCAGCCAAUUGGAGCCCUGAAGCUGAGCAACAAAAGAGGUUACCUUGGCCUGGCGUUUAUCUGGAUUUUUUGUCUUUUUUGGGCUAUAGCACCAUUGUUUGGUUGGAGCUCCUAUGGACCUGAAGGUGUUCAGACCUCUUGUUCCAUUGGCUGGGAAGUGAGAUCAUGGAAUAACUACAGUUACUUGAUAGCCUAUUUUCUCACAUGUUUUAUCAUUCCAGUGGGCAUAAUUGGAUUUUCCUAUGGCAGUGUCCUUUUAUCAUUGCAUCAGCUGAAUCAAAAAAUUGAACAACAAGGAGGAACAAAAAAUCCAGAGGAGGAAGUCCGUGUUAUAAUUAUGGUUCUGUUAAUGGUGGUCGCUUUCCUCAUCUGCUGGCUGCCAUACACAGUCUUUGCACUUAUUGUUGUCUUUGAUCCAGAAAUGUAUAUUCCACCUCUUGCUGCCACUCUUCCAACAUAUCUUGCAAAGACUAGCCCUGUCUACAAUCCAAUUAUCUAUAUCUUUCUUAAUAAACAGUUCCGCAAUGGUGCUGUUCAGUUUCUUACAUGUGGCCACUUCAACCUUACGACACCAGAAGAGGAGAGUUCUACUGUAGUUGGUCCAGCUGAAAUAGUGGAAAGCAAGACAGUUUCUAAAAGCAAUCAGGUGGCUCCUUCUUAA
Bombina bombina (fire-bellied toad) is the source of this 1047-nucleotide messenger RNA. RefSeq names its product vertebrate ancient opsin-like. The record is from RefSeq and is a predicted model, not a curated record. Gene Ontology annotation, cellular component: photoreceptor outer segment; membrane. Gene Ontology annotation, biological process: G protein-coupled receptor signaling pathway; phototransduction; visual perception. Gene Ontology annotation, molecular function: G protein-coupled receptor activity. Bases 1 to 1047 code for a protein of 348 amino acids. Lineage: Eukaryota; Metazoa; Chordata; Amphibia; Anura; Bombinatoridae. The transcript is spliced from 4 exons.